AUGUGUGAUGGAUCUAUGCUUGUAAAAUUGAUGCCAGAUUCUGUAAAUUCUAUGUUAACAUCAGUGACAAGCUCUUUUGUUGCUUCGAUAACAUGUUUAAACAAUAAUGCUUUAACAAAAUUACAUGAUAUUUUCAAAUUUAAUUAG
Messenger RNA from Cetraspora pellucida, 147 nucleotides. NCBI's taxonomy places the organism in Eukaryota, Fungi, Glomeromycota, Glomeromycetes, Diversisporales, Gigasporaceae. The record is from the annotation of a GenBank genome assembly.